Messenger RNA from Labeo rohita (rohu), 4391 nucleotides. Its product is annotated as protein rolling stone. Gene Ontology annotation, cellular component: membrane. The transcript is spliced from 3 exons. Bases 1373 to 2350 code for a protein of 325 amino acids. The record is from RefSeq and is a predicted model, not a curated record. NCBI's taxonomy places the organism in Eukaryota, Metazoa, Chordata, Actinopteri, Cypriniformes, Cyprinidae.
UUUGUGCUAUUAGUUGGUUUGUUUCACUACAAAACGUUCCGUCCUGUUAGAUAAAAUUACAGAAAUCAGUGUGAAAACUCAAUUUCCAAAGAAAACUUAAGCUCUUCCAUCCUGUCAGAAAACCAGCAAAUCAGGUAAUUAUGCAAAUACUCAUAAAUUAAAUUAAAUUGCAAUUUAUUUAUUUUUUUAGUUAUUGCCUGCGCUUGACCUGAGCAUAUAUCUGACACUCUGUUGCACAUUUAUUUAUUUUUAAUAAACGUUUCACGCCUUUAGAAUACUAUUAUCCGACGUAUCUUAUGACCAUCUGUCUCCGCUCAUCCGGGUACAAAUAACUGCGGUAUGAAACAGUAGGACAAAAUAAGUGACCUCUACUCUGCUACUCUGCCUCUUCUGACUUAUUGGAUUUGGUGACGCUUCAGUACAUCAGUAGCUGUUGAUACUAGAGCAUGCCUUUUAGGAAAUAAAGUGCAUGCAUUUAGACGUAACUAAGAGUAAAUUUGGGUAACAUUAAUGCUAUUUUAUAUCAAAUACAGAGAGGUAACGGAUUUCGGUGACCUCUAUUGCAAAUCUUUCUGGAUUUGGUGACCCUGCUGUAAAUAUGCCACUGUUCACAUCAGACCAAAACUCUCUCUAGGAUAUAAAAUAAACAUGUUUAGACAUCAUCAUAACUUUUCAGUAGUUGUAAAAUAGGUCACAUGCUGUACAACCAUGCAUUACUAUGGAGAAAGCAACAAAAUAAAUACAAAAUAACAGUCAAACAGACCAAAACUGCAUGAUCAUCUGAAACCAUACUUGUAAUAUGGUGCUCUAAAGGGCAUUUUGACUUUUGGCCACAUCUCAGAGACUCAGCUUUAAUCUUGUUAGUAUGUAUGAGAGAUUCACAUGCUCAUGAUUACAUUUGCAGCUCCUGUUAUUUCAAUAGAUGUUUUGCAGACAAGCAUCGCAGUUUCGGUCCUACUUGUGAACAUGAGAUCGCGAUCACAUCUGGUGUAUUAUAAUAUUAAGGAGUAGGAGAACAUCAUCAUUUGGAGCCUUAGAUUUAUGCAUGUUUCUGUUGAAUGCAAUGUCUGUAUAGCAGCUCAUGGUGGAUGGAUUCUUGCAAAGGUUAGUGAAAGACAUCAUUUACUAUUUCCCAACAUUGUGAUGCUACAUGACAGGGCAGGUCUGGCUUUUUUGAUAAUCACAGCAUUACCUCAAACCAGAAAUUCUACUUCAAAAGCAAGUGAAGGUAUGAUAUGAUUUAAUGCAUGCUGAAUGUUCAGAUAGUUUUUAUUUGCAGUACAGAAAUGCGAACUGACUUGCAUGGCAUCACAAGCAUUUCGUUAAUUCUGUGUCAUGUUUUUGACAGGAGGAGUGGUUGUUUGUGAUCGACAUGGAUUCUAGUUGGACACAGAGCUGGAAGGAGGAAUUCAGAGUUCACAAACUCUACUUUCUCAUCUCUAAACCAGAGCUUCUGCUUCAGCCACGGUGGGAUAUUCAUCCUUUGUUGUGGCUUGUGUACAGAUGUUUUAUGCUGGUCUACACAUUCACCUGGUUCAUCUACACGGCUCUUUGUCUCAACACACCUAAAUUCUUCAUUUUUCUCAGCCAUAUCUCAUACUGUCUUAUGGUUAUCUACUAUCUGGUUUCUCUCAGUAAUCUGACCUGGGCUUUCUUGGAAAUCAGAUGCUGCUCUUACAGAAUGAAAAGAGGUGUCAGUAGUGAAUGUGAGAACCUCCCUUCUCUCUCCGUCCCUCUCAGAGAUGCUCUCGUUCUGCAGUGGUUCCUGCAUUCAUUGAUGGGCUGUUUGUCAUUUUCUGUCUCUUUUCUAUACUGGACCAUACUCUACCCCUUUAAUCCGUAUUCCAUAACCACCUUCAACAUCAACAUCAACAUCCAUGCAAUCAACAGCAUCCAGACCGCCAUGGAUCUGUUCUUGUCCUGCACACCUGUUCAUCUCACCCACCUGUACAGUGCUGUGCUGGCCGGAGCCCUUUAUGUCAUAUUUGCUGUUGUUUACUGGCUGUUGGGUGGCACGAACAUUCUUGAUGAACCCUACAUCUACAGUAUUCUUGAUUUCAGCAGGUGCCCUCUAGUGGCAACACUGUGCAUUCUGGGAGUUUGUCUAGUUUGUUUACCAUUCUGCCACUUUGUGCUAUGGAACCUGCAGUUACUGAGGGAGUGGAUGGCGAGCAGGGAGAAAGCGAGGAGAAUUGCUUUAAAGAGAGAGGUUUGGUGGUGGGUGAAGGUGUCUGGAGGAACAACCUUUGACCUUGUGACUUCACUGGAUCCAACGGCCUCUGUGUUUGAGAUGCGCAGGACGGCAGCCACGGCGGAGGACCAACAGUCACAAUCAGUCACUCCUGUUUGAAGGAGUUUCUGGUCUGAAUGUAAUUGUCUUGUUUUUAAGAUUUUUCUGGUGCUAAUAUUUUUUAAACUCUUGCAUACGCGAUUAAAAAUGUUCUUGGUCCGAAACCCCUAAAACAGUUUUCAGGGAAAUCAACCCAUGCUGGAAAAAAAAAUUGCGGACAAAAAUGGCUCACUCUCAGAAAAAAAGGCACAAAAACCAUCAGUGGGGUGGUACCUUUUCAAAAGGUACACUUGAGGUAAUAAUAUGUACAUUUAAGGUACCAAUAUGUAAGAGUACUUUUUUAAAAAGGUAUGACCUCAGUGACAGCUUUUGUACCUUUUUUUCUCAGAGUGCAAACAUUAAUGAACUGACAUAGUAUUAAUAUACCAACCUACUGCAGUACUAAAUCUGUUUUGGUCUGUUAGAAUACAUUGACAACCUUAAUAAAUCAUCACAACUAGCUUUUCCACAAACAGGUAAAUACUAAGAUAAUAUAGAGGGUGCAUAGAGAUACAAAACUGAGGACACUAAAAUAAUGCAAUAUGCAUUAGUUUAACAACGUAAGCUGUUAUAUCCACCUUUUGUUUAACGCGGUUUUAAGCCUGGGUGAGACUUCCGGUUCAUUAGCCGCUAUACCGAAAUAACAAGAAGAAAAACGCACAGGUAAACUGUUUGCACUACAAACCAGUGUGUUCAUAAUUAAGAUAAUACAUUAAAAUAAUAUGGCAAAUCACAUAAUAUUAGCAUAAUAUUCAAUAUUUGCGAUAUUAAGCAGUUAAACAAGUUGUUUUGUACAGAUCGGAAGCCCGACCCAUAAAAUGUACAAAUGGCCACGCCCACUCUUACAGGAAGAAAAAGACAGUAAAGUGUCACACAUGAAAUUCUAUGAACGUCAGUUUACGUUGAUGGAUUGUUCUUAUUUACUUUUAACAGUAUGUAACUGAUUUAAACAAUAUUUUAGUGUAAAAUUAGCCCUACGUCUAUCUAAAACCGUCCAUUUAAAUGUAUUACGUUUCAUUACAUUUAUUACAAAUUUUUCUUUAUAAAAGGGAGUUUACCGUUAACCAAUUAACAGGUUUUCCAUUAGCAUUUCACAGUCUUAUACAGCUAAAAUUGCUGGAUUUUUGGUUUGUUUGUUUGUUUGUUUACAGAGAUGGUCUACUUGUUCUUGUCACUGUAUAAACUGGGACAGAAUGAUGUAUUUCAACAUUGUACAGAAUUUAUGUAGCCUACAUUAUCAUAUGAUAUAACCUGUUUUUAUAUAGUUCUUAUAUAAUUGCAGCAACAAUCUAAUGUACCAACCCGGGAAUCAUACUCUUGUUCGCACGUGUAUCUUUAUAUUGAAUAUCAGAAAAGAUCUCUGUAAUGACACUGGAAAAUAUAUUUUCCAAAGUUUUAAUGAUCGUAAAUGUGAAAUCCAGGAGCUCCAGCGGAGCAGAUGUAAAACACAUGUCAAGCACGAGAGGUCAGCAGUGUACUCUUAAAAUAGAAUUUCAGAUAAAAAUAUAAUUCCACAUAAUUAUGUGACCCUAGACCGCAAAACCAGUCAGUUGUUUAAAUUGAGAUUUAUAAAUCAUCUGAGAUCAUCUGAAUAAAUAAGCUUUCCAUUGAUGAGUGGUUUGUUAUGAUAGGACAAUAUUUGGCCGAGAAACAACUAUUUGAAAAUCUGGAAUCUGUGGGUUUUAAAAAAAAUGGCACGAAUAGUGAGAAAAUCACCUUUGAAGUUGUCCAGUUUAAGUCCUUACAAAUGCAUAUUACUAAUAUUUGUGGUAGAAAAAUAUCUUAAUGGAACAUGAUCUUUACUUUAUAACCUAAUGAUUUUUGACACAUACAACGCAUUGUUGGCUAUUGCUACAAAAAUACCAGUGCGAUUUAUGACUUUUGUGGUCCAUGGUUUUGUGGUCCAGGAUCACAUAUACACUUCUGCUUGAAUGUGAACUGACAUCAAAAUGCAUUUAUUGGCUAAUAUACAGGAGGAUUUAGGAUUGAAAUGUAUUUUUUAAAAGAAGAAAUGAACGUUUUUUUGAAGAAUUUUUUAUUAUUAUUUUCAUAUUUUGCAAAU